Molecule: messenger RNA, 1019 nt
Organism: Arachis stenosperma
Lineage: Eukaryota; Viridiplantae; Streptophyta; Magnoliopsida; Fabales; Fabaceae
Product: ferritin-like catalase Nec2
Exons: 3
Coding region: 1-930 (309 amino acids)
Source: RefSeq, a predicted model, not a curated record
AUGGCACUUAACAUUAUUUUCAAUCCCAUGAGUUCCUUUGUUGUGCUUUUACUAGUGUUUCUCUUUUAUUCUCCUAAUAAAAUUUUUGUAAGAUCAUGGGAUACUAUUCCUAAAUCUGAUAUUGAUAUGAUUGAAUUAGCUCUGAACUUGGAGUACUUGGAAGCUGAAUUUUUUUUGUUUGGAGCCGAGGGUUAUGGUUUGGAUGUGGUUAACCCUAACUUAACAGAAGGAGGACCCUCUCCCAUUGGUGGCAAAAUUGCCGAUCUUAGUCCCCUUAUUAAGGAUAUUAUCUUCCAAUUUGGUCUCCAAGAAGUUGGACAUUUGAGGGCCAUAAAGAGCACGGUGAGAGGAUUUUCAAGGCCAUUACUGAAUAUAAGCUCAGAAAUAUUUGGACAAAUAAUAAAUAAUGCUUUUGGUGAAAGGCUGAAGCCACCAUUUGAUCCCUAUGCUAAUGACAUAAACUAUUUAAUUGCAUCUUAUGUGAUUCCUUAUGUUGGUCUCAAUGGCUAUGUUGGUGCCAAUCCACUUCUGCUCAGUGCCACUGCCAAAGCGCUUGUUGCAGGACUUUUAGGUGUGGAGUCUGGUCAGGAUGCAAUAAUCCGAGGUUUGUUAUACGAACGGCGAGAUGAGAUAGUAAUCCCAUAUAAAGUGAGUGUGACUGAGUUUACAAAUCGCAUCUCAAACCUUAGAAACAAAUUAGGGAGGGAAGGUAUUAAAGAUGAAGGUCUUGUGGUACCUAAAGAGCUUGGUGCUGAAGGAGAAGUCACAGGGAAUAUUCUUUCAGCUAACGAUUAUUCACUUUCAUAUCCUAGAACUCCAAAAGAGAUAUUGAGAAUAGUGUAUGGAACAGGUGAUGAACAUGUUCCUGGUGGAUUCUACCCUAUGGGAGCUAAUGGUACCAUAGCUAAAUCUUACUUGGAACGUAAUUAAAGCUAUGGCGGCUUUAAUAAUGCCUUUUCCGGGGUAAAAAAGUAUACAACAAAUAUGUCUCAUCGUAUAAAUAUGGAAAGUCUCAUCUA